AAGAAGAUGAAGAUCCAAUCAUGGUGCGCGAACAAAAGCCUCCCAACAGUGGCAAGAACUGGAUCGUUCCACUCCUUCCCUCCGUCCAUCUCCACCCCACACCCCUACCCCCACCGCCCGUCCGAUCACGUCGACGUCCAUCUCCUCCUCCGCAGCACGCCCCCCCUCCAGGAUUCUCCUCCUCCGCUUCCCCUCGAUCGCCGAUAAAACGGAAAGCAGUGGAUCGGACGUCACCAAAAAGAUCGGUGGGGAGACGAGAGGGGACGUGAAAGGCGAAAAGGUGGAGGAACUGGGAAAGGGGGUAGUCGGGUAGAACUAGAAAGUUUCUCCCCGGGAGAGGCAGCCCGGCGGCAACCGAAAGUGGGGCCUUCCGGCUGCGGCGUGCCCUACCGUCGAUUCCAUGUCCUCCUCCGGGUCUAGAUGAGGUUCUGAUGCCGGAAUCCUACUGCUUUUCCGGCUAUUUUACCGCCUGGGGGUUUCACUUUGAUGCGGCGUGGUUCCCAGCCCCCACUCCCUGAAUUCUGUCUCGGCUGCUUGGAUUCAGACGCUCAAAGCUUCGCUCUGCCAUCUCGCUGAAUUGCUUCUCGUCCAAUUUGGGCAGCUCGCUGUUGCUUGCAGGAGAUCGCUGCCCUUUCUGGAAUGCUGCAGAGGUCUACUACUCUGUUCAGUGCCUGCUUCUCUUUCUUUGUGGGCAUCUCUCCCGUGCAACUUGUCCAUUGACCAUAGGAGGAGGAAAUUGUUCUUUGGUUCAUUCUCUGUCACAAUGGACGACGGAGCUGACCUCCCCUGCCAAUUGCUCUUCUCCCACCCGGAGGUGCCUGGCAGCUUCGACGAGCUCUUCAACAGCGCCACAACGACCUGCACCCACACGCACAGCUGCAACCCUCCCGGCCCGUCGGGCCCCAUGCACACCCACACGUGCCUGCACACGCACACCCAGGUCUUCGCCGGCGGCGCCGAGGACGACGACGCCAGAGAGGACCCGGCCAAGCCACGGAGACCGUUGGGGAACCGGGAGGCCGUGCGCAAGUACCGGGAGAAGAAGAAGGCGCACGCGGCCUUCUUGGAGGAGGAGGUCAAGAAGCUCCGAGCCGCCAACCAGCAGCUCCUGAGGAGGCUGCAGGACCAUGCUGCACUGGAGGCAGAGGUGGUGAGGCUCAGGAGCCUCCUGCUCGAUGUCCGGGGCAAGAUUGACGCUGAGGUCAGCGCGUCCCCUUUCCAGAAGCCGUGCAGUGUUGGCUCUGUGGUGUCUGCUGAUCCUGCUCCGUGCUUCAAUGGCAACUCUGAGGUAGCAGGAGCCUGGGAGGAGAGCUUCGUACCUUCAGCUGCAGAUUGCAGGAUAGAUGAAGGGGGCGGCGUGUCACGAGAAAUUGAUGUUCCAGAAGGUUUGCAUCAUUCCAUGGAUGUUGUUGCAAACUUUGUGUCAGGAUUCUGCAGCAAAGAGCAAGCCUUGUUCCUCUGGAUUCAGCAUGCUCAGAAUGUAUCAUGUGUGCGGUACUGGUUUGAAAAGAAAAACGUACGAAGCCAUGGAGGGUAUCGUACGAACCGAUAUCAGAUACUGAAGAUCAUGUCAACUGAUAUCCGUUCGUACAAUAAUCAUGCCAACUCGGUUCGUACACCAAAAUGGCUGUAUGAACUUGGAAGGUCAUAUCAACUGUUGCUGCACAAUAAUCACGGAACCAUUUCAUCAUCUUGAUACAAUUUCUGCUCAGGCAUUUAUGUAUCACGCCUUGAAGUGCUUUUGUGAAA
Messenger RNA from Panicum hallii, 1749 nucleotides. Its product is annotated as basic leucine zipper 23-like. The transcript has 4 exons. Gene Ontology annotation, molecular function: DNA-binding transcription factor activity, RNA polymerase II-specific; RNA polymerase II cis-regulatory region sequence-specific DNA binding. The record is from RefSeq and is a predicted model, not a curated record. Bases 764 to 1696 code for a protein of 310 amino acids. Gene Ontology annotation, biological process: regulation of transcription by RNA polymerase II; DNA-templated transcription. Lineage: Eukaryota; Viridiplantae; Streptophyta; Magnoliopsida; Poales; Poaceae.